This is a messenger RNA of Adineta steineri, 465 nucleotides long. NCBI's taxonomy places the organism in Eukaryota, Metazoa, Rotifera, Eurotatoria, Adinetida, Adinetidae. The record is from the annotation of a GenBank genome assembly.
AUGUUUUAUGAAAAUUUAAUACCUUAUUAUUCACCGUACGAAGAACAAGUUCUUCUUCGUCAAAUGAAUAAUACAUUUAAUCAACACAAACACCACCACCACCACCAACAACAAUAUAAACAGCAUCAACAAGACUCUUUUUAUUAUUUUGAUAAACGAAAAGAGUAUACAUCAUCAUCAACAUCAUCUUUAAUAAAUUCAUCUCUAUUAAAUAAUCCACCACUUUCUUCUUCAUCACCAUCAGUCUUUCCAACAUCAACUAAACAACCAAUAUCGAAGAAGGUUAUUACUUCAGAUGUUGAUGCGCUAUCAUUUUGUCAUACAAUCUAUGUUACAAUUAAAAAAAAUCUUAAUUCACCAUCUUGUACAUCACCUAAUUAUACUCAUCAAUUGCCUGGAGAUUCUCAGUUGCUUCUAUUACCCGACAUCUGUUGUACUAUACCAGCAAGUAAGUUGAGAACUUAG